AUGACGGCAGUUGCUCCCGCCUUGACCUCCUUCCAACCGAAUACGCGAUUGGGAUGGAGUUCUGACGGCACCGGCUUUGGCGCGAUGAACUCGGAUGAAGUGAGCAGGAUGUUUACGUCGCAACGCAAGACCGCCCAACGACAAAACUCAUCCUCCUCCCUCGCAUCUACGGCAUCCUCUACCUCGACCUCUACUAUACCUGCAGCGCCUCAACCGCAGACCAUCGGCGCAGUGCAGCCGCCCGGAACAGACGCUGGUCAUUGGGCAACACGGAAGAAGCCGACACGAGGGCUGUGGCCGCCAGGAAAGGCUGAGCCGGCGACGGGCAUAAUAUCUACUGCACGACCGCAGCCAGUGAGUUCGGUGACUACUGGAGCGACUGCAUCUUCUGCGAUAUCUGCGUUACAUGCGCCGCUACUGCCCUCGCAGCAAAUGGCCAACGGCACAGGCCAGGCGAAUGGAGUGCUACGGGAACAGGCGCAGGCCAUGCCUCCGGCCAUACUUCACCUUAUACCUAUGAACGGGACUUUCGAGCGAAAGACGAUCACCGUGCCCUAUGCUCCCGAUGUGCUGCGCAUCGGCCGACAGACCAACCAAAAGACAGUACCUACACCUCUCAAUGGGUACUUCGAUUCGAAGGUACUUUCACGACAACACGCAGAAAUAUAUGCCGAUAGACAAGGUCGCAUUUUCAUACGCGAUGUCAAGUCGAGCAACGGCACUUUUGUAAAUGGCAUGCGACUGAGUCAGGAAAAUAAGGAGUCUGAGCCUAGGGAGUUGAGGGAGCAGGACGUGCUGGAACUGGGUAUCGACAUAGUGUCGGAAGAUCAGACGACAGUCGUGCACCAUAAAGUCGCUGCGAAGGUCGAGCACGCGGGCAUAUACGGACAGGGCAACGACGUGCUCAACUUCGGCGACCUGGAUCCGAGCGCAGGACAAGGUCUGAUGUCGAACCCACAUCAGCUGAAGAGGGCAGGAAGUGUUGGCUCGAUCAACAGUCGAGGCACUGCGAAUUCUGUCCCCAGCCAAGCGGGCAUGGGCAUGGGCGUGCUUAGCCAGUCGCAGCACAUGAGGAACUGGCUGAACCCGAUCACCACCGAGCACAUUGUUAGGAAACUGAACUACGAGAUGAAACUUGCAAUGCAACAAUCGCAAGAGAUUGCACGAGCCAGGCAGGCGAUAGAAAACAUGCUUGGCGGCAAGAUCGAGCCACCACCAGCACCACUUCUGGAGAAGAAGUCCAAUUCGGAGAAGUCCAGGCCUUCACCUACAAAGUCGAAGCUGGACCUUAAAGCACACUUUUCGGAGCCUCCCGCGCCACCGCCGCAGGCACCCCUGCCCGAGAAGCCGGAUGUAGCAAGAGCACUUGCGGAUCCAAUCAUACAGCCACUGCUACGUCGCAGCGAUACUGCACGGCCACCAUCAGCGAGCGCCUCGCCAACACGAGCAGAUCACUCGAGCGAUAUUCUCCGCCUAUGCGAAGAGCUCAAGUUAGCCAAGGGUGAACUUAGCAACCAGAGUGAGCGCAUGAGGAAUCUAGAGGAUGAGCUUGCGCAGGAACGAAGCGCACGAGAGAGUGCCGAGGAACGAGCCCAAAGGCUGGAGCAAGGAGGGAGGAGGGACUCGCCUACUAACGAAGGCCACACAAGUGCGGAAAACAGUCCAAAUUCGAGCAGCAGCAGCGCUACCAACCGGGAUUCCGGAUAUGAGAGCAAUGGAUCGGAUCCAGAUCUCCAGGCCCAACUUGACAGGUUGCGAUCCUCGAUGGACGAGAUGAAGCAGACCAUGGAAUCGUACCGUCGGCGUGCAGAAAGUGCCGAGGCAGAGAGAGACGAAGCACGUCAAACACUCCAAGAAAUGAUCGAGCAAAAGCGUAAGCACAAUGCCUACUCAGAGCAGACUGCUCGGUCAGCCCCGAAGUCGAAACGACCGGACGAGCGCUCCUUGCACCUCGACGGAAUCUCAGAAGCGAACGGGCAUGCGAUAGUACCAACAUCGGGUGAUAGUCCAACAUCAGUCAGCUUACUGGAAAGAGCCGGCGCCGAGGAAGGUCAGCCCAUCACAAAAGAACAAGCAAGAAUCAUCACACAGUAUCUCUCACAGGAGCUACUAGGGCCGCAACCCAGUGCACAUGGUGGCCAAAAGCAUGAUGCCUUGCUCUACUACGGGCUACCUUAUGGAAGCUUCGCUGCGGUGGUCGUUCUUGGCUAUGUUGCCAUGACAUAUAUCAAUGGCUGGCCAAAAGUGGAGAGAUGA
This is a messenger RNA of Fulvia fulva, 2256 nucleotides long. RefSeq lists its product as uncharacterized. Lineage: Eukaryota; Fungi; Ascomycota; Dothideomycetes; Mycosphaerellales; Mycosphaerellaceae. Bases 1 to 2256 code for a protein of 751 amino acids. The transcript is spliced from 2 exons. Gene Ontology annotation, molecular function: protein binding. Gene Ontology annotation, cellular component: cytoplasm. The record is from RefSeq and is a predicted model, not a curated record.